Molecule: messenger RNA, 1701 nt
Organism: Beauveria bassiana ARSEF 2860
Lineage: Eukaryota; Fungi; Ascomycota; Sordariomycetes; Hypocreales; Cordycipitaceae
Product: MFS drug efflux transporter, putative
Exons: 1
Coding region: 1-1701 (566 amino acids)
Biological process (GO): transmembrane transport
Molecular function (GO): transmembrane transporter activity
Source: RefSeq, a predicted model, not a curated record
AUGGAGACGGAAACCGAGUCUGGCAGCCUGGCCAAGAGCGGCGAUUCUCUGCCUCGCCAGCAUUCGCCCGACUUCGAUGAAAAGAAGAUGGAAAGAGGCUUGCCAGAGCAGCAGCAGUCGGAAGACGCUGUGUCUGCGCCGCCGCCGCCGCCGCCGCGCGACAUGCCCGGCUGGAAGUGGACGCUCGUCAUCACCGCCAUCUACAGCUCGCAGUUUCUCUUUGCCCUCGACAACACCAUUGUGGCCAACGUGCAGCCCGUCAUUGUGCAAGAGUUUAACGCCGUGCAGAAGCUCUCGUGGCUGAGCGUCGCCUUCCUCAUCGGCGCCGCGAGCACCAACCUCGUCUGGGGCAAGGUCUACGGCCAGUUCAACGCAAAGUGGACAUAUCUGCUCUCGGUGCUCGUCUUUGAGAUUGGCUCGGCCAUCUGCGGCGCGGCGCCCAACGUCGACGCCUUCAUCAUUGGUCGCGCCAUCUGCGGCGUCUCCGGCGCCGGCAUGUACGUCGGCCUCAUGACCAUGAUUGCCCUCAACACCACCAUGCAGGAGCGUCCCGUCUACGUCGGCGGCACCGGCCUCGUCUGGGGCCUGGGCACCGUCCUCGGCCCCAUCAUCGGCGGCGCCUUUACCGACUCGUCGGCGGGCUGGCGAUGGGCCUUUUACAUCAACCUCGUCAUCGGCGGCCUGUGCGCUCCCGUCUACGUCUUCAUGCUACCCAGCAAGGACCCCCGCCCCGGCGUGUCAGCCCUCGACCGCUGUCGCCAGUUUGACUACGCUGGUGUCCUUCUCAUGAUUGGAGCCUGCGGAAGCUUCGUCAUGGGCGUCUCCUUUGGCGGCGUCACGUAUCCCUGGAACUCGGCGCGCAUCAUUGCCCUCUUCUGCGUCUCGGCCGUGCUCUUCAUUAUCCUCGGCUUCCAGCAGGUCUACACCAUCUGGACCGACACUGUCCGUCGCGUCUGCCCGGUCGAGUUCUUUGGCAGCCGCACGGUUCUGAUCCUCUUUGUCAUGACGGCCGCCGGCGGCUGCGGCAUCUUUCUGCCCAUCUACAUGGCACCCCUGUACUUUCAAUUCACCCGCGGCGACUCGGCGCUGCAGUCGGGCGUGCGUCUGUUGCCCUUUGUCUUCCUCGUCAUCUUCACCAUCACCACCAAUGGCGCCAUGCUGGCGCGUUGGGGCAUGUACAUGCCCUGGUACCUAGUUGGCGGCAUCCUGGUGUCCAUCGGCGGCGGUCUCCUGUACACUGUAAGCCUCACCACGUCCGUCUCCAACGUCUACGGGUACACCGUCAUUGUCGGUUUCGGUGUCGGCAUGUUUGCGCAGGCGUCGUACUCGGUCGCCCAGGCCGUUGUCAAGCCCGAGCUUGUGCCCUCGGCCAUUGGCUUCAUCUCGACGGCGCAGAUUUUUGGCAUCACCCUCUCCCUGGCCAUUGCCAACGCGCUGUUCCUCAACGAGAGCGAGCGCGGGAUCCACGAACUACUGCCCGACGUUCCCGUCAAGGAGAUUGCGCAGACCAUUGCCGGAGCCAAGUCGGAGCUGUUGCACCAGCAGAGCCCCGAGAUGACGGCCAAGAUUCUGACCGUCAUUGUCAAUGCCCAGAGCAAAACGUAUAUUUUGGUUAUUGUCGCGGGCGUGUUGGUGACUGUGCUGAGUCUGCUAAUGAAGCGUGAGAGGCUGUUUAUUGGUCAUGGGGCUGGCGGCAUGUAA